Messenger RNA from Marchantia polymorpha subsp. ruderalis, 1847 nucleotides. Lineage: Eukaryota; Viridiplantae; Streptophyta; Marchantiopsida; Marchantiales; Marchantiaceae. The record is from the annotation of a GenBank genome assembly.
UAGCGUUCAAAAGCGAGACCUUUAAGACCUUUAAGACCUUUAGAGUGCAUGACAACGAGUAGUCCCUUAAACUCGACGCUUGGUGCAUCUGCUGCGGCAACUCUCUCAGACUCCUCCGCGUCAAUUCCAGAGUUUUGAUCGAUCACUAAAUCAGCCGUACCAAACAAUUCGUCAUGGCGGAGUUCGGCUGCGAAUGGAACGAUGCUCCCCACAGCAUGGGGACGACAAUCAUGGCAGUGCAGUAUGACGGUGGAGUUAUUCUUGGUGCAGACUCCAGGACAACGACGGGUGUGUAUGUGGCUAAUCGAGCCUCUGAUAAGAUCACCGAAUUAACCGAAAACGUCUACAUCUGCCGAUCGGGAUCGGCUGCAGAUUCUCAAUUAGUGUCGGAUUAUGCUCGCUACUUUCUGAAUCAGCACACAAUUCAGCUAGGUCAAAACGCCACAGUAAAGACUGCUGCCAAUAUUGUGCGGCAAUUGUCCUACGGAAAUAAGUCGUUUUUGGAGUGUGGGUUGAUUGUUGCUGGUUGGGACAAGUAUGAAAAGGGAAGCGUUUAUGGUAUUCCUCUUGGUGGUACAAUUUUGCGCCUCCCUUUUGCGACUGGAGGUUCUGGGUCUAGCUACUUGUAUGGUUUCCUGGACCAGGCAUGGAAAGAGGGUAUGAGCAAGCAGGAAGCAGAGGAGCUGGUUGUUAAGGCUGUUUCACUGGCAAUGGCUCGAGAUGGAAGCAGUGGUGGUGUAGUGAGAACUGUGAUUAUUGACUCAGAAGGAGUAACCAGACAUUUCUAUCCUGGAGACAAACUUCCUCUGUACUAUGAAGAGAUAGCCUACCGACCUGGGCUAGAACCAAUGACUGCUUGAAGAGACGCAUACAUGAGCAAAUUCUCAAUUCUAGAGAAAUCUUUCCGGGUAUUGGAAUAAUGAUUACUGCCUGGAUGCGGACCUCGAACGUAGAGCUGGUUUGAAACUAAAUCAUGUCACGAUUUAGUCUCUUUUGUCCAUUUUUAACUAUAGGCCCAAAUCCUGCCUUUUGGUUCAUGUCUAUACAUAUGAUCAUUCCAUCGAUUUUGAGAUGAAAAUAUUCUCGACUCCUGGGGACUGGACUCAAUACUUCAGAACUGGCUGUUUACUACAUUUCCUUGUCCAUUUUGACACGGACAUACUUCAGGGAUCGGAAUUAAGCUCCAGCGUUGGCCUGGUAUAAUAUACUGGAUGUGGGUUUUAGUGUUCUGACUCACUAAUAGGCAGUUUACGGGACCAGACGGGUCCAUAGAUCAGUGGGCUAUACAUUCGCCUCGCUGUCGACUCGAUCGUCGAUAUAUUUUGUCCAGGAGUUUAACUUUGGGCUUGCUCUAUUCUCAACUUUAUACCAGGCCACAUCACUGGUACGAGAUAACCCGAAUCACUGUUUACUGUUCAUCAGUUUGCUGUUCCUCUCUCCACUGAAUCUGCGUUGAUUUACUGGAAGAAUUAACGAAGGUGGAGGUGAAUGACGGAAUCACGAUAUGGACUCAAGACCUACCUGUGUGUGCUUCUCAGUUUGCUUUACGAGUAACAGAGAAAUUGUGACCGCUGUCUUUUGGGUGGUCGAAUGAAGUCUACUCCCCAGCGUCCGACUAGUCUCACUUUUGAAGCCAUGAGUACUAGAUUUUGAUGGAAAGAAUGUGUGACAUUACCACAUAGUACACGUCAGUCAAAGAAGUAGAACAGGUUCGUGUAGAUUCCAAACAAAGAUUCAAAGUCAGGCAUGGCGAAAUCCAGCUUUGCAUGCAUUCUGUAGCUAUAGUUACCACGCGAAUUGGACUCCGACUGGGCUGUUUGUUUCCCGCCCACUCCCUUCUAAGUAAU